Closterium sp. NIES-67 is the source of this 2103-nucleotide messenger RNA. Lineage: Eukaryota; Viridiplantae; Streptophyta; Zygnematophyceae; Desmidiales; Closteriaceae. The record is from the annotation of a GenBank genome assembly.
CAACCAACCAACCCCCAUGGCUUUCACUUCCCAACAAACCGCUUUCCUAAACAAAUGCCUCUAGAUCGCUCGAUCAUUGUACGAUAGCCAUCCUCCGCUAUGAAACUGCCUGGUCGUAGAACUUCCUUCCGUCAUAUUUCCGUCUCGAGCCGCCGACCAUAGCGUCGGUUUCCCUCGACUCACGUUAUUCUCUGCGCAGACCGUAAUCUGCGAGGGCUCCACGUCGGAUACCAAGCCGGGCAGCUUGAGCUCGACAUUUGCGCUUGACCUGCUGUUCUCUCCUUCUCUACAAGCAAUGGCUCGCGAUCAAGCACAGGCACGGAAACGAAGCGUCGCAGCAGCUUCGCAAUCCGUCGCUGACGUCAGACCAGAUAUUUCUCCCGAAAUCAUCAUUGCUCCGCCGCUGAACAAGUGGUCGAAGAAUGUCCGCGUGGGGAUCUUCGCCGCGCUUGUCCUGGCUCCUCUUAUAGUGGCGUUUGUCGUAUUAGACCUGGAUCCGCUAGAGCGACGGUCCAUUACAAUCAACGCCGUCAUGAGUGUCGCGGGAUUCGUUAUAACGACGAAGCUGAUUCCCAUGGCGGUGCCUUAUAUGCUGCGGAGAAACAUGUUUGGAUACGAUAUCAAUAAGAGAGGCUCUCCAGCUGGCGAGAUUAAGAUUCCCGAGACCCAGGGUCUGGUGGUGGCGAUCGUGUAUCUGGUGGUUACCAUCCUCUUCCAGCACUUCUACUUCACUCCUGACUCGCCUUGGCUGCUGGAGUACAACGCCGCGCUCGCCUGCAUCUGCUUCAUGGCGUUCCUCGGCUUCAUAGACGACGUGCUGGACAUCCCGUGGCGAGUAAAGCUUAUCCUGCCGUCCUUUGCUGCCUUGCCUCUCCUGAUGGCCUACUCCGGCCACACCACCAUCGUCAUCCCCAAGCCGCUGCGGCCGCUGCUAACGGGCAUCACAGGGGCGGAGGUGGCAGUGUGGGAUCUCGGGGUGCUGUAUAAGGUGUACAUGGGCAUGCUGGUGGUUUUCUGCUCCAACUCCAUCAACAUCCUCGCUGGUGUCAAUGGCGUGGAGGCAGGCCAGACUGCUGUCAUUGCUGCCUCGGUUCUCCUGUUCAACAUCUGGCAGAUAGGCGAACUGCCAGGCUUGAAGCUGCCCCUGCAGCCGGACAUGCAGCAAGCCCACCUCUUCUCCAUCUACCUCAUUCUGCCGCUGCUCGCAUGCACGCUGGGACUGCUUAUCUUCAACUGGUACCCCUCGCAGGUGUUUGUGGGGGACACCUUUACUUACUUCGCUGGAAUGACGCUGGCUGUGGUCGGAAUACUGGGCCACUUCAGUGAGACACUUCUGCUGCUCUUCCUCCCUCAAGUCAUAAAUUUCAUUUACUCUGUUCCCCAGCUCUUUAAGUUCGUGCCCUGCCCAAGACACCGCCUGCCCAAGUUCGACCCAUCAACGCACCUCCUCACGGGCAGCAACGACCUCAACCUCGUCAACCUCUUUCUCCGCCUCUUUGGCCCGUGCACUGAGGAGGCCCUCUGCAUACGCCUGCUGCUCUUCCAGGUCCUCUCCUCACUCCUCUGCUUCACUGCCCGUCUCUUCCUCCAAGGCGUGUACAAAUGAAUGGGAACAGCCAUAGUCACGCCACUUCCCUCGAUACGAGCAUGACUGUUACCGUUGCUAUCGCGGCAUUUUAUGUACCUUAAUACGUCUGACUCAGAUGUCAUUCUGCACUCCUCGCUCGCCCAAGUGUGAUGUAGCGAGGACCUUAACUGUCGGGCGUAGUUCUUUUGCUGCGGCAAGGAACGUUGCUAUGGCUCAACUUCACACCAGAAUACCCAGAUUUGGAGGGCAACUCACAAUAGUCAUACUGUCUAACUGGCAUUGCAAACUAGGUGGCAAGGGGGGUGGUUUUGGAAGCGGACAUCUUUGAAGUGGUGGUGUUUGCGCUAACAGCAGCAGCAGCAGCGGCAGCAACAGCAGCAGAGGGAGGAGGGAUGGGACAAGGUGAGGUGAGCUCAUCUAUGGUUUGCUGUGGGCUCUUCAUGUUCUAAUAUACAUUUUCUUCUAAUAUGCGUUUUGUUCUAAUAUGCGUUUUGCCAUAGAUCCCAUGACAUAUA